UUUUAUUAACAAAUUUUGGGAGGAGCACGCGCAGAUAAUUAACACAGCCAGUCCGUCAUCUAUCCAAUCAGCACAAGAGAGAACUCCUAUAAAUAAUCAAAGCAGCCUUACCUUCAUUAUCUCUAGUCUUUCAGCAUCCCUCCACCACCCCGACUCCUCACCUUCAGCCCGUACCUACCCCAGCACAGGGAGGAACACUCGGGGGGAGUGCUUGGGUCCGGGCUAAAUGCCGAGCUCGGAGCCCUCUCCCCGGACAGCACGCCAAAUAAGCAUAACCUUUACUCUGUUCAUUAUCUGUAAAUGUGAACUCGUGAAACACUAAACUUUGGCCACCCUAUUUUAUAUAGGCCCACCCACUUAAAAUUUCUGGCUAUGCCCCUGCCUCACAUAUUUAGUGCAUGCUAGUUCUGUUGUGUUUAGUUAUUAUUUUAGUUAGUCUAUGAGCUGACACAGACACAGAAAGAACGUUCAACAUCAUCACAAAAUAUUAGUGUUGGACUUUAAAAAGAGUAGAAAUGUCUGAUACUAUUUAUGACAAUGUCAUCUGUACUGAGACUGAGGGAAUGAAGAGAAAGAGAGUGGAGAUGACGGUGGCUAUCUAUGAGAGUGCGGAUCAUGUGAGAGAUCAUGAUUUCAGGACAGAGACAAACACACACCAACCACUUCAGCAUACAGGAAGUGAUUCAGUGAAGAUCAGAAGCUCCAGAGCAGCUGCAGUGCGUUUAGUGCUGCUGUGUGUUCUUCUGCUGACUGCAGUCAUAGUGCUGUGUGUCCAAAUCCAUUCAAAGAACACAAACUACACAGAAGAGAAAGAACAGCUACUAAACAAGAUCACCAACCUCACAGAAGAGAGAGAGCACCUACUGAUCACGAUCAAUGAUUACAAAACAGAGAAAUAUCAGUUAGUGAUCCAGAACAACAACCUGACAAUUGAAAAGAAAGAUUUAUUAUCCAAGCAUGAUGUUGUAAUGAAACAAAGAGAGCAGUUACAGCAGGAGAACAAUGACCUGUGGAAACGUCUUCAUGAAGUGGACAGGUGGAUGUUUUUAUAUCAGUCCAGUCUUUACUUCAUUUCCUUGGAGAAGAAGAGCUGGACUGAGAGCAGACAAGACUGUAAGGCUAGAGGAGCAGAUCUGAUCACCAUAAACAACAGCGAGGAACAAGGUCUUGUUACAAAAAUGUCUUUUGGCACUUCUGCCUGGAUUGGUCUGACUGACAGUGAUGUGGAGGGCACAUGGAAAUGGGUUGAUGGCAGCACACUGGCCUCUGGGUGAGAAAUCAAUGGAUUGAACUGAUUAUUAUCUAAUAAAUUAUUCUCAUAGUCAGUAUUACAUUUCACAGAAAGCAGCACUGAACAUCUAAGGUUGAUCUGUAUUUUCAGCUUCUGGUGGU
Molecule: messenger RNA, 1392 nt
Organism: Cyprinus carpio (common carp)
Lineage: Eukaryota; Metazoa; Chordata; Actinopteri; Cypriniformes; Cyprinidae
Product: asialoglycoprotein receptor 1-like
Exons: 4
Coding region: 516-1274 (252 amino acids)
Source: RefSeq, a predicted model, not a curated record